Molecule: messenger RNA, 15097 nt
Organism: Coregonus sp. 'balchen'
Lineage: Eukaryota; Metazoa; Chordata; Actinopteri; Salmoniformes; Salmonidae
Source: the annotation of a GenBank genome assembly
AUGGUGACUUUAUUGCAUCGACGUGCGUCGGCGCUGCUGCUUGCGUGGGGUUAUUGUAUUUUGGCUGAGACAACUUUUUCUAACAUCACUCUGGAUAACGAGGUACACUCCAGCUUCAUCCAGCGCCGUCUGAGGAGCCAGGAGCGCCGGGAGAUGCAGCGGGAAAUCCUCUCCAUCCUGGGGCUGCCCCACCGGCCCCGACCGCACAUCUACACCAAACAAAACGCAGCCCCGAUGUUCAUGCUGGAUUUGUACAACGCUAUUUCCACCGACAGACAACAGCCCGCAGGCUUUUCAUAUUAUAAACCCGUCUUCACGACCCAGGGGCCCCGGAUGGUGACCCAGCAAGACAGCAUUUUCCUCAAUGACGCGGAUAUGGUGAUGAGCUUUGUCAAUCUUGGUACGUCCUCCCUAUCACCCUAUCCAGAGACGUAUCCAUUAAUUUCGAUGUAUAUUACUUGAUAAGUUAUUGUUUAGCCUACAUGAUAUAAAACAGCUCAAGCGAUUGCUCACUUUAUUUUUAAAAGCUAAACGUUUUUUAUUUCACCUUUGCGCAAGCGAUGACGCAGUCUUGACAGAAGCGCUCUUAUCUUACAAUACCUUCUUUAAAUCGUUUUUUACUCAACACAUCUCACAUGAACAUGACCUAAACACAAAAAUUAAACAGCUGUUUGUUUAGGUUUACUCUGAUUCAUCUGACACUGCACUGUAAUGCUAAUACACUCCUUAUGCUUACUUUGACUCAUUCAGUGUCUCAAUGUCUCAUACACUUAGAAAAAAGGGUUCUCUGGCCGUCCCCAUAGGAUAACCAUUUUUGGUUCCUGGUAGAACCCUCUGUGGAAAGGGUUUUACAUGGAACCCAAAAGGUUCUACCUGUAACCAAACUACUAUGGGGACAGCCAAAUAACCAAAUGCCUUCUACUCAGUGGAAAACCGUUUUCCAUUUUAACAACACUUCCUACCAUGGUUUCUCUUUGGACCUCUCUGGUCUGUAGGACUUUUAAAAAUAAUAAUAUAUAUUUCACCUUUAUUUAACCAGGUAAGCCAGUUGAGAACAAGUUCUCAUUUACAACUGGCCAAGAUAAAGCAAAGCAGUGCGAUAAAAACAACAACACAGAGUUACAUAUGGGGUAAAACAAAACAUAAAGCCAAAAAUACAACAGAAAAUAUAUAUACAGUGUGUGCAAAUGUAGCAAGUUAUGGAGGUAAGGCAAUAAAUAGGCCAUGGUACAACAUAAUUACAAUCAGUAUUAACACUGGAAUGAUAGAUGUGCAAGAGAUGAUGUGCAAAUAGAGAUAUUGGGGUGCAAAUGAGCAAAAUAAAUAACACAUGGGGAUGAGGUAGUUGGGUGGGAUAAUUACAGAUGGGCUGUGUACAGGUGCAGUGAUCGGUAAGGUGCUCUGACAACUGAUGCUUAAAGUUAGUGAGGGAGAUAAGUCUCCAGCUUCAGAGAUUUUUGCAGUUCGUUCCAGUCAUGGCGGCCAAAGGAGGUGUUGGCUUUGGGGAUGACCAGUGAGAUAUACCUGCUGGAGCACAUACUACGGGUGGGUGUUGCUAUGGUGACCAAUGAGCUAAAAUAAGGCGGGGAUUUGCCUAGCAGUGAUUUAUAGAUGGCCUGGAGCCAGUGGGUUUGGCGACUAAUAUGUAGUGAGGACCAGCCAACAAGAGCGUACAGGUCACAGUGGUGGGUAGUAUAUGGUGCUUUGGUGACAAAACGGAUGGCACUGUGAUAGACUACAUCCAAUUUGCUGAGUAGAGUGUUGGAGGCUAUUUUGUAAAUGACAUCGCCGAAGUCAAGGAUCGGUAGGAAAGUCAGUUUUACGAGGGCAUGUUUGGCAGCAUGAGUGAAGGAGGCUUUGUUGCGAAAUAGGAAGCCGAUUCUGGAUUUAACUUUGGAUUGGAGAUGCUUAGUGUGAGUCUGGAAGGAGAGUUUAUAGUCUAACCAGACACCUAGGUAUUUGUAGUUGUCCACAUACUCUAGGUCAGAACCGUCGAGAGUAGUGAUUCUAGUCGGGUGGGCGGGUGCCAGCAGUGUUCGAUUGAAGAGCAUGCAUUUAGUUUUACUUAUGUUUAAGAGCAGUUGGAGGCUACGGAAGGAGUGUUGUAUGGCAUUGAAGCUCGUUUGGAGGUUUGUUAACACAGUAUCCAAUGAAGGGCCAGAUGUAUACAAAACGUUGUCUGCGUAGAGGUGGAUCUGAGAAUCACCAGUAGCAAGAGCGACAUCAUUGAGAUACACAGAGAAAAGAGUCGGCCCAAGAAUUGAACCCUGUGGCACCCCCAUAGAGACUGCCAUAGGUCCAGACAACAGGCCCUCCGAUUUGACACAUGGAACUCUAUCUGAGAAGUAGUUGGUGAACCAGGCGAGGCAGCCAUUUGAGAAACCAAGGCUAUUUAGUCUGCCAAUAAGAAUGCGGUGGUUGACAGAGUCGAAAGCCUUGGCCAGGUCAAUGAAGACGGCUGCACAGUACUGUCUAUUAUCGAUCGUGGUUAUAAUAUCGUUUAGGACCUUGAGCGUGGCUGAGGUGCACCCAUGACCAGCUCGGAAACCGGAUUGCAUAGCGGAGAAGGUAUGGUGUGAUUCGAAAUGGUCGGUGAUCUGUUUGUUAACUUGGCUUUCAAAAACUUUCGAAGGGCAGGAUGGAUAUAGGUCUGUAACAGUUUGGAUCUAGAGUGUCACCCCCUUUGAAGAGGGGGAUGACCGCGGCAGCUUUCCAAUCUCUGGGGAUCUCAGACGUUACGAAAGAGAGGUUGAACAGGAUAGUAAUAGGGGUUGCGACAAUUCCGGCGGCUAAUUUUAGAAAGAAAGGGUCCAGAUUGUCUAGCCCAGAUGAUUUGUAGGGGUCCAGAUUUUGCAGCUCUUUUAGAACAUCAGCUGUCUGAAUUUGUGUGAAGGAGAAGCGGGGGGGGGGCAUGGGCAAGUUACAGCGGAGGGUGCAGAGCUGGUGGCCGGGGUAGUGGUAGCCAGGUGGAAAGCAUGGCCAGCCGUAGCAAAAUGCUUGUUGAAAUUCUCGAUUAUUGUAGAUUUAUCGGUGGUGAUAGUGUUUCCUAGCCUCAGUGCAGUGGGCAGCUGGGAGGAGGUGCUCUUAUUCUCCAUGGACUACUGACCAGGAGAGCAGAGGUCAGGCAAGGUGAAGGGUGGUUGUGUUUUAUUGCUCAGACAGAGCACUGCUGAGGAUCCAGUGAUGCUCCCGUUAGGAGUCAGUCUCUCUGGCGUAACCUUGCCUUAAAUCACAGGAGUUGACUGUAGAAAGCAGGCUUACUCCCAGUUUACCUGUUGGCAUAAGUAUUAAAGGGUGAAAGCUUUCUUCAAUGCCUUUUUGUUGUUUGAAGGCACUUUGCAGAAAUAGCUGUACUGUUGAACCGAGUGCAUUAGCUAAGUUUUUGUGUGGUGAGUGAGGUUCCAUUUGUGUGCAGCUUCUAAAUGUGGAGGCUUUAAGGUAACGUUCACUUUAGAUAGGACUGUUCAGCAUUCUGAGUUGUAAAUGUUAUGACUACAUGGCUGUAUCUGAUUUCACCUGAAUCCCUUCAAUGCUCUGGGAGACCGGCUUUAGCAAGGCUUUGUUUAGCAUGAUUUGUACAGGCAUUUCAGUACCCUGGGGAGGGCAGGACAAAUUAACAGGGAGAUAAAGACUCAGGUACUGCAUCUAAACUGGCUGUGUGUGUGGGCGUAAACCGGGGGGGGGGGGGGGGGGGGGGGGGGGGGGCUUCCUUGGACAUUAUUAUGUUUAUAAAAACCCAAAUCCUGCUUUUGUUUCCUUUGGAAAUCUCACCACGGGUCUGAUAUCACUAUGGUGAAACAGCAGACAGUGUGGUGCCUGUGGCUCCCAUCCGGAUGGGGCUUUUCAUCCAAAGUCAACCCAUUCCCCUUCGUUGUCCUGCCUCGAGGCUUACAGGAGGGAUACAGGUUGGGCUUCAUGGCUUAUUGUGUGUGUAAGGAUCUCAAUUUAUCAUCAGGAAUAGAUUUGGCACUUUUAACCUUCUAUUCCCAUUCAUGUGUCUGUGUGAGUAUGUAUGUUUUAUUUUUAAUCCCAGCCCCCGUCCCCGCAGGAGGCCUUUUGCCUUUUGGUAGGCCAUCAUUGUAAAUAAGAAUUUGUUCUUAACUGACUUGCCUAGUUAAAUAAAGGUUAAAAGUAUGUGAGGCAGGGUGGAGUGACCGGGAUAGAGAGAAGGGGAAGAAGUAAGUGCAGAGAAAAGAGAAAGAAUGAGGAUACAGGGUCCCCAUUCCUCUCAUGAACCCAUGGCCCCUCUCUUCGUUUGAUUGACAGUCUGUUUCCAGCUGUGGGUUCCACCAUUUUGUAAAGAGCCAGUCCCGGUGGUCCCUGGAGUGAUAGCUUAAAGGCAAACUGGAUUAAGGCAUUUCCCCUCGAUAGACCACAGCUUCCAGUGAGGGAAAGGGAGCUACUCUACCCCCUCUCUCAAUGUGCAGGUAUUUAGGUGGCCAAUGUUGACACAUCUCAGAAAUGAUGGAAUCAGUUCAGUUUUAUUAGUCUUGCUUCCUUCAUUUCCUAAACGAAUUAAUGGUGGGAAAAGCUUUUGGCUUCAUAUGCCCUGUUCUUGUGGGAUGGUAGACAGAGAUUUUUUCUUCUUCCCCUAAGUGAAUUUAAUCCAUUGAAAUGAAACUGCUGUAUGGUAUCCUUUUUUACUCAUUUGUUUUGUGUAUAAAUAUAUACAAUUUCCCCAUAUGCGCACACACACAUACUGCACACACCCACAUAUACUUUUAUUUUUAUUUUCUUUGUUUAUUAUUACUACUUUUUUUAGGGGGUAGAUCAGCUUUAAUAUUGCAGAUAGAUUGUAACUUCCAUCAAUGUAAUUGUCUGCAUCACUUCCAAUCCCCCAUAUAUAUAUAUAUAUAUAUAUAUAUAUAUAUACAGUGGGGGAAAAAGUAUUUAGUCAGCCACCAAUUGUGCAAGUUCUCCCACUUAAAAAGAUGAGAGAGGCCUGUAAUUUUCAUCAUAGGUACAAGUCAACUAUGACAGACAAAUUGAGAUUUUUUUCUCUCCAGAAAAUCACAUUGUAGGAUUUUUAAUGAAUUUAUUUGCAAAUUAUGGUGGAAAAUAAGUAUUUGGUCACCUACAAACAAGCAAGAUUUCUGGCUCUCACAGACCUGUAACUUCUUCUUUAAGAGGCUCCUCUGUCCUCCACUCGUUACCUGUAUUAAUGGCACCUGUUUGAACUUGUUAUCAGUAUAAAAGACACCUGUCCACAACCUCAAACAGUCACACUCCAAACUCCACUAUGGCCAAGACCAAAGAGCUGUCAAAGGACACCAGAAACAAAAUUGUAGACCUGCACCAGGCUGGGAAGACUGAAUCUGCAAUAGGUAAGCAGCUUGGUUUGAAUAAAUCAACUGUGGGAGCAAUUAUUAGGAAAUGGAAGACAUAAUCUCCCUCGAUCUGGGGCUCCACGCAAGAUCUCACCCCGUGGGGUCAAAAUGAUCACAAGAACGGUGAGCAAAAAUCCCAGAACCACACGGGGGGACCUAGUAAAUGACCUGCAGAGAGCUGGGACCAAAGUAACAAAGCCUACCAUCAGUAACACACUACGCCGCCAGGGACUCAAAUCCUGCAGUGCCAGACGUGUCCCCCUGCUUAAGCCAGUACAUGUCCAGGCCCGUCUGAAGUUUGCUAGAGUGCAUUUGGAUGAUCCAGAAGAGGAUUGGGAGAAUGUCAUAUGGUCAGAUGAAACCAAAAUAUAACUUUUUGGUAAAAUCUCAACUCGUUGUGUUUGGAGGACAAAGAAUGCUGAGUUGCAUCCAAAGAACACCAUACCUACUGUGAAGCAUGGGGGUGGAAACAUCAUGCUUUGGGGCUGUUUUUCUGCAAAGGGACCAGGACGACUGAUCUGUGUAAAGGAAAGAAUGAAUGGGGCCAUGUAUCGUGAGAUUUUGAGUGAAAACCUCCUUCCAUCAGCAAGGGCAUUGAAGAUGAAACGUGGCUGGGUCUUUCAGCAUGACAAUGAUCCCAAACACACCGCCCGGGCAACGAAGGAGUGGCUUCGUAAGAAGCAUUUCAAGGUCCUGGAGUGGCCAAGCCAGUCUCCAGAUUUUUCAACCCCAUAGAAAAUCUUUGGAGGGAGUUGAAAGUCCGUGUUGCCCAGCGACAGCCCCAAAACAUCACUACUCUAGAGGAGAUCUGCAUGGAGGAAUGGGCCAAAAUACCAGCAACAGUGUGUGAAAACCUUGUGAAGACUUACAGAAAACGUUUGACCUGUGUCAUUGCCAACAAAGGGUAUAUAACAAAGUAUUGAGAAACUUUUGUUAUUGACCAAAUACUUAUUUUCCACCAUAAUUUGCAAAUACAUUCAUAAAAAAUCCUACACUGUGAUUUUCUGGAUUUUUUUCUCUCAUUUUGUCUGUCAUAGUUGACGUGUACCUAUGAUGAAAAUUACAGGCCUCUCUCAUCUUUUUAAGUGGGAGAACUUGCACAAUUGGUGGCUGACUAAAUACUUUCCCCCCCACUGAAUAUAUAUAUACAGUGGAGAGAACAAGUAUUUGAUACACUGCCGAUAUUGCAGGUUUUCCUACUUACAAAGCAUGUAGAGGUCUGUAAUUUUUAUCAUAGGUACACUUCAACUGUGAGAGACGGAAUCUAAAACCAAAAAUCCAGAAAAUCACAUUGUAUGAUUUUUAAGUAAUUCAUUUGCAUUUUAUUGCAUGACAUAAGUAUUUGAUCACCUACCAACCAGUAAGAACUCCGGCUCUCACAGACCUGUUAGUUUUUCUUUAAGAAGCCCUCCUGUUCUCCACUCAUUACCUGUAUUAACUGCACCUGUUUGAACUCGUUACCUGUAUAAAAGACACCUGUCCACACACUCAAUCAAACAGACUCCAACCUCUCCACAAUGGCAAAGACCAGAGAGCUGUGUAAGGACAUCAGGGAUACAAUUGUAGACCUGCACAAGGCAGGGAUGGGCUACAGGACAAUAGGCAAGCAGCUUGGUGAGAAGGCAACAACUGUUGGCGCAAUUAUUAGAAAAUGGAAGAAGUUCAAGAUGACGGUCAAUCACCCUCGGUCUGGGGCUCCAUGCAAGAUCUCACCUCGUGGGGCAUCAAUGAUCAUGAGGAAGGUGAGGGAUCAGUCCAGAACUACACGGCAGGACCUGGUCAAUGACCUGAAGAGAGCUGGGACCACAGUCUCAAAGAAAACCAUUAGUAACACACUAUGCCGUCAUGGAUUAAAAUCCUGCAGCGCACGCAAGGUCCCCCUGCUCAAGCCAGCGCAUGUCCAGGCCCGUCUGAAGUUUGCCAAUGACCAUCUGGAUGAUCCAGAGGAGGAAUGGGAGAAGGUCAUGUGGUCUGAUGAGACAAAAAUAGAGCUUUUUGGUCUAAACUACACUCGAAGUGUUUGGAGGAAGAAGAAGGAUGAGUACAACCCCAAGAACACCAUCCCAACCGUGUAGCAUGGAGGUGGAAACAUCAUUCUUUGGGGAUGCUUUUCUGCAAAGGGGACAGGACGACUGCACCAUAUUGAGAGGAGGAUGGAUGGGGCCAUGUAUCGCGAGAUCUUGGCCAACAACCUCCUUCCCUCAGUAAGAGCAUUGAAGAUGGGUCGUGGCUGGGUCUUCCAGCAUGACAACGACCCGAAACACACAGCCAGGGCAACUAAGGAGUGGCUCCGUAAGAAGCAUCUCAAGGUCCUGGAGUGGCCUAGCCAGUCUCCAGACCUGAACCCAAUAGAACAUCUUUGGAGGGAGCUGAAAGUCCGUAUUGCCCAGCGACAGCCCCGAAACCUGAAGGAUCUGGAGGUCUGUAUGGAGGAGUGGGCCAAAAUCCCUGCUGCAGUGUGUGCAAACCUGGUCAAGACCUACAGGAAACGUAUGAUCUCUGUAAUUGCAAACAAAGGUUUCUGUACCAAAUAUUAAGUUCUGCUUUUCUGAUGUAUCAAAUACUUAUGUCAUGCAAUAAAAUGCAAAUUAAUUACUUAAAAAUCAUACAAUGUGAUUUUCUGGAUUUUUGUUUUAGAUUCCGUCUCUCACAGUUGAAGUGUACCUAUGAUAAAAAUUACAGACCUCUACAUGCUUUGUAAGUAGGAAAACCUGCAAAAUCGGCAGCGUAUCAAAUACUUGUUCUCCCCACUGUAUAUAUAUGUACAUUUACAUCAUUUAGCAGACGCUCUUAUCCAGAGCGACUUACAAAUUGGUGCAUUCAACUUAUGAUAGCCAGUGGGACAACCACCUUUUUUUUGUCAUUUUUUUUUAUGGGGGUGGAGGAAGAAGGAUUACUUUAUACUAUUCCAGGUAUUCCUUAAAGAGGUAGGGUUUCAAGUGUCUCCGGAAGGUGGUUAGUGACUCCGCUGUCCUGGUGUCGUGGGUGAGCUUGUUCCACCAUUGGGGUGCCAGAGCAGCGAAUAGCUUUGACUGGGCUGAGCGGGAACUGUGCUUUGUAGAGGUAGGGGAGCUAGCAGGCCAGAGGUGGAUGAACGUAGUGCCCUCGUUUGGGUGUAGGGUCUGAUCAGAGCCUGAAGGUAAGGAGGUGCCGUUCCCCUCACAGCUCCGUAGGCAAGCACCAUGGUCUUGUAGUAGAUGCAAGCCUCAACUGGAAGCCAGUGGAGUGUGCGGAGGAGCGGGGUGACAUGAGAGAACUUGGGAAGGUUGAACACCAGACAGGCUACAGCGUUCUGGAUAAGUUGUAGGGGUUUAAUGGCAUAGGCAGGGAGCCCAGCCAACAGCGAGUUGCAGUAAUCCAGAUAGAGAUGACAAGUGCCUGGAUUAGGACCUGUGCCGCUUUCUGUGUAAGGUAGGGUCGUACUCUGCAAAUGUUGUAGAGCAUGAACCUGCAGGAUCGGGUCACCGCUUUGAUGUUAGCGGAGAACGACAGGGUGUUGUCCAGGGUCACGCCAAGGUUCUUUGCACUCUGGGAGGAGGACACAAUGGAGUUGUCAAUCGUGAUGGCGAGAUCAUGGAGCGGGCAGUCCUUCCCCGGGAGGAAGAGCAGCUCUGUCUUGCCGAGGUUCAGCUUGAGGUGGUGAGCCGACAUCCACACUGAUAUGUCUGCCAGACAUGCAGAGAUGCGAUUCACCACCUGGUUAUCAGAAGGGGGAAAGGAGAAAAUUAAUUGUGUGUCGUCUGCGUAGCAAUGAUAGGAGAGACAUACAUACAUAUAAAUACAUACAUAUAUAUAUAUAUAUAUACAUAUCCUAGACUCAGGACUGUUAGAAUCCUCAACCACCAUCCAGUCUGUCCACUAUCAAUAUGUACAGUAUUCAUUUCAUGUCCAUGACUAUGCAGCACAUCUGACUAUACAGCUGCAGUUUGACCUCACACAUCUGUAGCUUGCCUGCACAUCUGUGUCGUUAUAAUAGAGUUAUAGCCAUACUGAGUGCAGAGCUCAGGUCUGACUUUACACUGCUGUAGCAUUCUGACUAUAGCCUGACUGCAUGGUUCCUGGUUGGACGUAGUUGACCUGCAUUCCUGCACUGCUAGUGCUUCUUGUUGGGACUCUGCCAUAGGCAGACACAGAUGUCUCUGGGAUGUUCUUGCUUCCAUGAGAACACACCUGCAGCAUUUGGGAAUAGGAGACAGGCUUAUCGGUCAUCUGUCACGUUGCUCCAUGUGAAAUGAAGAAGAUGGUGCUGUAUGGUCAAAGUUUGCCUUGUAACAGUUUUGUGAACCCAACAGGCUAAAUUGAAAGCUGACUGUCACAGUAAUCUGAUUUGGGGGGAAAUAAGCGGCUCAUACUAAAAAUUGUUUUCUUUUAAAGAUUGUUUUCUUUUUUCCAAAGAGGCGGUUUCAACUGAAAUGCCAAGGUGUAAGGUUUGUUUAACAAAGCCUGUUUUAGUGAAUAAAACAAUCUGAUCCCAGAAAUAGGGUCUUGGAACAUAAGUCACUGAAUGUUGUCAUACUUCAAUAUAGACAUUUGUAAUGGAGCCUAAGACAGGGUAGUUGGAGAGGUUAAUGUAGAAUGUGCCUUUAGGCAGCUAAUAAAAAAUAACAUGUUUUAAUGUCACAUACACCACCGGAUAGGUGCAGUGAAAUGGGUUGUUUUAGACAUCUGAUUUAAGCAAGUGUUUUUCAUUAGGCAUUUUCAUUGUGUUCCAGCUUACUUUAUUUUAUACCAAGUAGAUAUUCUAGGUUUUAGUUUUGCCUCUGAUGUAGGAUAUUCAUAAACUUCACCCAUAUCUUUUGAUUGGCAGCUGAAAAUUAUAAAUUAUAAAUAAACAAACAUAGGCUAUCGAUUGUGCCACGCCAGCGCCGUACGUUGAACCCUGUGUCAUGAGCUAAGAAAAGUGUUGAAAUGCCUCACAGAGAGAAGUUUGCAUAUCUGAGGGCUGAUCUCUGGAGCUAAUGGUCCCUAAUGUAAACACACCAAGACCUUACGAGCAAUUAUUGCCUUCAUAAAAACGCCCUGGUUUCUUUCCAACGUUUAACAAAUGACUAGCAGGGUUCAGAAUGCUCUUCUUUACAGUGUGUGUGUGGUUAAAAGUAGUUUUCUGGGCUUUAAGGCGUUGGGUGCAUGUGUGCUGCAUUACGUUUUGUGUGUGUGUAUGUGUUAUUCGGUCCUGAAACAAUACCAAGGCACCAGUGAGACAGACGUAUGAUGUCAUGGGGGCUGCUAGUGGGCAGGAUGUGUUUAAGAUGGGUAAUCAUCGCUCCACUCUGCACACCUCCAGUGUGGGAAGUCCCCCGUUGCUCCGGAGACUUCCACCAAGCUUUCCAAGGACAAACACAUUGGGUAACGCUGUAAAAACACAGCGCUGGAAACCUCCAGGAAAUCUUUGGCUCUGCCCCACCACCAUUAUUGUGGAAACUCUGAGAGUGGCUCAGCUGUUUCAGGGCAGGGUGGGACACCGUGGAUCUCAGUGGUGGCCCUGCAAAAGGCUCAUUUUAACUGUUUGGACUCCAUUUUUACAUCAGGCCUAGCCUACUCUCAGAAAACCCAUUCACAUAAAUGCUCUAUUAUCAUUCCCCCCCCCCCCAGAGUCUAGUACUUAAUGUAUAGUGGUUAAAUGUAUUCUCCUAUAGUGAAGUGGAUUAUGGAUAACAUAUUGAGGAUUAUGACAUUUAUGAUCAUAGUGUUUCUGCAUAGUGUUGGCUGCUGUGGUUUUCCGGGCUGUGCUUUAACGGGGCUUUUCUUGUGGUCAGCACAUGUGUGUAAUUUAAACAUGGAGCCAAAUUGAGCCUUGAGUGUGGUUUCUCUUAACCCCCCCUCAUGGAAGCAGGAGUUUCCUAUUUUUGACACAGUGCUUCUGAGAUGUGGGCGAAGCAAUGUGAAUCAGAAGACUUUGAUUCAGCAACAGUUUUGGCAGAAUUAAGCCACCACCUGGCUGCUGAUCUGAGUGUAUUCACAGCAGAGUGUAUUGGUACACAUACAUCCCCACUGUUUCAAAAGACCAGGGGAUAUGGGGAGAAAAGGGAUGUGCCUUUAACUCUCCAGGGUCAGUGUUAGUUGUGCAGCUCAUAAUGGGUGAGGUUAGCUGUUGGAAAAAGCUGAUCCGGGAUCAGUUGGUAUGGGUAGUGAGUAACCCCUUUUCUCCCCCAUCCUCUCUCUAGUUGAGCUGGAUCAGGACGUCCUGUCUUCUCGGCACAACAGGGAAUUCCGCUUUGACUUGUCCCGGAUCCCAGAGGGAGAAGCUGUCUCCACUGCAGAGUUCAGAAUCUACAAGGACUACAUCAGAGAACACUAUGAGAACGAGACCUUCCAUGUGAGUGUGUACCAGGUGCUACAGGAGCUCCCUGACAGGUGACGCCUCUUCCAUUCAUCUUUGUGUGUGUGGCCUUAUAAAACUGUAAACUACUCCCUAAAACUGCAGAGACCCACCUUGACCAUAUAGAACACCCUGUCAAACACCACCCUCACUCCCCACACCUCCAUCAUUCACUUAAUCUCCCUUCUCUAAUACCUAGCAACCCCCCCCCCCCCCCCCUCCCCCUCCCUCCACCCAACCUCUCUCUUCUUGGCCACACUACACGUUUUGAUUGUAGUGAACAAUAGUUUGAUUUGUCCACCUAGGAAAAACACCUCCUCCCUCCAACACACAUACACACACACACAGCUUGUCCUGCUAGGUGACAUCAGAGCCCAGUCAUGUGUAGGCAUGGCCUGUCCCACAGCGGUGACAGUGAGGCUAUGUCGGUGCUAAGAACAACACCAUUGUCAUUCAGAGACACACAUGCCUUCCAUACAGACAACAAGGAGGCAAGACAAAGAGACAGUCUGAGUUGUGGGCCUGGGGGCCUGAAACUCAAUCUGUAAAUAAAUCCAUUGUCUGUGAGGUCUGCCCCAGAGCUGUGAUAUCUGCUUCAAUCAGUCUGGGAAUUUUCAUCUGUGAUAAAGAUAGCUCUUUUAAUAAUGGCUAUCGGUGGGGUUAGAUCGACACUGCAUGUCAUCUCUUGUUUUGGAUUUACUGUAUCCUGGGUUCUCUCUGGGUGGCUAAUCUCUACUGUCUCUGCUAUUUAUUGGAAUACGUAUCGGCUAUCUAGAUCAACUUUUAUAUACAGUUGAAGUCGGAAGUUUACAUACACCUUAGCCAAAUACAUUUAAAAUCAGUUUUUCACAAUUCCUGACAUUUAAUACUAGCAAACAUUCCUUGUCUUAGGUCAGUUAGGAUCACCACUUUAUUUUAAGAAUGUGAAAUGUCAGAAUAACAGUAGAGAGAAUGAUUUAUUUCAGCUUUUAUUUCUUUCAUCACAUUCCCAGUGGGUCAGAAGUUUACAUACACUCAAUUAGUAUUUGGUAGCAUUGCCUUUAAAUUGUUUAACUUGGGUCAAACGUUUCGGGUAGGCUUCCACAAGCUUCCCACAAUAAGUUGGGUGAAUUUUGGCCCAUUCCUCCAGACAGAGCUGGUGUAACUGAGUCAGGUUUGAAGGCCUCCUUGCUCGCACACGCUUUUUCAGUUCUGCCCACAAAUGUUCUAUAAGAUUGAGGUCAGGACUUUGUGAUGGCCACUCCAAUACCUUGACAUUGUUUUCCUUAAGCCAUUUUGCCACAACGUUGGAAGUAUGCUUGGGGUCAUUGUCCAUUUGGAAGACCCAUUUGCGACCAAGCUUUAACUUCCUGACUGAUGUCUUGAGAUGUUGCUUCAAUAUAUCCACAUAAUUUUCCUUCCUCAUGAUGCCAUCUAUUUUGUGAAGUGCACCAGUCCCUCCUGCAGCAAAGCACCCCCACAGCAUGAUGCUGCCACCUCCGUGCUUCACGGUUGGGAUGGUGUUCUUCGGCUUGCAAGCCUUCUCCUUUUUCCUCCAAACAUAACGAUGGUCAUUAUGGCCAAACAGUUCUAUUUUCACUGGAAUUGUGAUACAGUGAAUUAUAAGUUAAAUAAUCUCUCUGUAAACAAUUGUUGGAAAAAUUACUUGAGUCAUGCACAAAGUAGAUGUCCUAACCGACUUGCCAAAACUAUAGUUUGUUAACAAGAAAUGUGUGGAGUGGUUGAAAAACGAGUUUUAAUGACGGCACUACAUAGCAGCAUCACAAACUGCCACUGAGGAGACUGGUUUGAAAUUCAAUGUGAAGUGUCAACGCUAUACGUUUAUCCAGAUUUGAGGCAACUGAUGUUAGAAUUUAGAAUAACACACUUCCUAGGUCUGUAACUCUUUGUUGUGUAUCUGAGACUGUAUGUGCUGUGUAUCUAAUGUUAGUAGUCAAUCUGCCCCUCAGUGAGGAGGAUCUGCUCCUGCUGGACACGCGGGUGGUGUGGGCUAUAGAGGAAGGCUGGCUGGUGUUUGACAUUACAGGCACCAGUAACCAGUGGGUGGUGAACCUGGACCAGAACCUGGGCCUGCUGCUGGCUCUGGAGAGCAUGGACGGUGAGUCACUAUCAUAGAGUUAUAAGAGUACUGUAUGGCCGCUGGUCCAACAGAGAUAGAUCUCUAGGGCUGGUACACCAACCACAUAACAUUGAAUUGAAAAAUACCAAUAUGUACCCUGGACUGACAUGUGCAUGUCUUUCUGUCUCCCUCUACAGGCCAGAGUGUGAACCCCAGGCUAGUGGGGCUGGUGGGGGGCAGUGGGCCACAGGACAAGCAGCCCUUCAUGGUGGCCUUCUUUAAGGCAACCGAGGUUCGCCUCCGCAGCAUCCGCUCUGCCCACGGCCACAAGGGGCGCAACCCCAACCGCUCUAAAAACCCCAAGAAUGCCCAGGACGCACUGAAGGUUGCUGAGGCUGCAGCAGGUACACAAAUUACCCACUUGGAGGAGAAUAAGUCAGUCAACAUUUUAUAAACUUGCAAACUUCAUAUUCAGUCUAUGAAUAAUAUUUAACAAGGAACACCUCUAUUAUACAGUGUUUAAGUGACAGUGAUCACAGUUGAUUGUGUUGAUUAAUCUGUAUGUUGUUAAUUUACCCCUUUGUCUUCAGAGAACCUCAGCACAGACCCGAAACAGGGCUGUAAGAAGCAUGAGCUGUAUGUCAGCUUCAGAGAUCUGGGAUGGCAGGUACAGUAAUAUGAUGACUCCUAUCACACAGGUCCUGAUAGCUCUGUUCUGUACUGUAAUGAUCAGAGCACAUCCUCCUCUUUCUCUAUUCACCCACUUAGAUAUGAGUUUGACUUCAAUAGAUUCAAUAUGACAUUAUCUCCAUCUCACAUUUGUUGGAUAUUGUUAUGAGUCAUUUCUUUUUUCAAUUGUCCCCUCAGGACUGGAUCAUUGCACCCGAGGGCUAUGCAGCGUACUACUGCCAGGGCGAAUGCGCCUUUCCCCUCAACUCCUACAUGAACGCCACCAAUCAUGCCAUUGUGCAGACUCUGGUAAGAAUAUUUAUAGUUUUCAUAUUAUCAUAUACAUUUCUGAGGGGGUUGAAUAUGGCAUUUUCUCAGGGUUUCACUGUAGGGUCUCUAACUUUAAAUUGUACAUUACUUUCAGAAAAAAAAAAAAAAAUCAAAACACUCUUUGAUGUCCUGCAUCCUGUAAAGAAAACGGCUAAAAUAUCAACGCACGUUUCCCCCCACUCUUGAAUCUUUCUGAUUGUGCAUGAUUUCCCUAAUAACGGUGCUCUAUUCUAUCCCCCCCAGGUCCACUUCAUAAACCCAGAGACAGUGCCCAAACCCUGCUGUGCCCCCACCCAGCUCCACGGCAUCUCAGUCCUCUACUUUGACGACAGCUCCAAUGUCAUUCUGAAGAAGUACCGGAACAUGGUGGUCAGAGCCUGCGGCUGUCACUGA